AUGUCGUUGGCUUUCGAACGUCUACCAGAUGAAAUUAUUAUGAGUGUUAUGGAAUUUUCUGGUGAUGUUUUCGAUAUACUACGAAUAUAUCUCGGUUUGAACGAACGCUUCAAUCAUAUCCUUUUGGAUCAACGUCAAGAUGACAAUUCUCGGGCCUGGAUGGGUGGAUGUUCUAUCGUUGUCGAUUACUUCCUAUUUCUGACGAUUUAUCAAUUACAGUGUAUUCACUACCUAACAUGUAACGUUUCUACUGACAUCAAUUGUUAUCGAGCGGUGAUCGGUCUGGCACUAUUUAUUUUUCAAUGUCAAAAUCAAGUAGUUACCGAAAUACUGUCCCUGUUCGUUCAUUCGAAUUAG
Adineta ricciae is the source of this 357-nucleotide messenger RNA. NCBI's taxonomy places the organism in Eukaryota, Metazoa, Rotifera, Eurotatoria, Adinetida, Adinetidae. The record is from the annotation of a GenBank genome assembly.